This is a messenger RNA of Archocentrus centrarchus (flier cichlid), 1614 nucleotides long. It is a transcript of the gene nasp, whose product is annotated as nuclear autoantigenic sperm protein (histone-binding). Gene Ontology annotation, molecular function: histone binding. Lineage: Eukaryota; Metazoa; Chordata; Actinopteri; Cichliformes; Cichlidae. Gene Ontology annotation, biological process: CENP-A containing chromatin assembly; DNA replication-dependent chromatin assembly. The transcript is spliced from 14 exons. Bases 167 to 1441 code for a protein of 424 amino acids. Gene Ontology annotation, cellular component: nucleoplasm. The record is from RefSeq and is a predicted model, not a curated record.
AAUCUCCCGCGUUCCAAGUUAAGCGGAAAUAGAAAGCCUUCUUUUCUCUAUUUAAGCGCGCCAACAAAGACUAUCGUAAGGGGUCUUUCUGUACUUUAAUCACAGAAUAUCAGACCGUUGUUUUUCUUUUGUCCUUUUCCACAGUCUAUACGGCCUUUCUGAAGAUAUGCCAGAGGAAACGUCCGCCGCGUCGAGCUCUGAGAGCUCAGAGGAGAAGCCAUGCUCAUCGACAGCUGCUCCGGCAGACAGCUCAGUUGACGUUAUGGAGGAGGCAAAGAAACUGAUUGGCACAGGGAACAGGCAUCUGGUGAUGGGGGAUGUUGUUUCUGCUGUCAGUGUCUUCCAGGAGGCCUGCAGCAUGCUUGCUGAAAAAUAUGGGGAUACUGCAGAUGAGUGUGGUGAGGCCUUUUUCUUAUGUGGGAAAUCCCUGCUGGAGCUUGCCAGGAUGGAGAACACUGUCUUUGGCAAUGCCCUGGAGGGAGUCCCAGAAGAAGGGGAGGAAGAGGAGCAGCCCAGCAAUUCAAAUGUUGAGAGUGCAGACAACCUUGAUGAUGAUGAUGAUGAUGAGGACGACGAUGAUGAAGAAGAUGGAGAGAAAAAUGGACAGGAUAAGGAAGAAGAGGAAGUUGGGAAUUUGCAGUUGGCAUGGGAAAUGCUUGAAGUGGCUAAAGUCAUCUACAAAAGAAAGGAAAGCCAAGAGGACCAGCUGAUGGCAGCUCAGGCAUAUCUGAAACUUGGAGAAGUCAGUGCUGAAUCAGGUAACUAUCCCCAGGCACUCGAAGACUUCCAGGAGUGUCUCACCCUGCAGCUGAAACACUUGCCUCCCCAUAGUCGUCUGCUGGCAGAGACCCACUACCAUGUUGCUACUACACUUUGCUAUAUGGAUGAGUACAGCCAGGCCAUCCAGCACUACAACAGCUCCAUAAAAGUCAUUGAGACCCGUCUGGCCAUGCUGCAGGAGGUGAUAGAUGCAGCAGAAGGAGCAGAUGGAGCAGCAGAGGAGAAAAAUGAGCUGGAAGAGCUGAAACUGCUUUUGCCUGACAUCAGGGAAAAAGUGGAGGAUGCCAAGGAAAGCCAGAGAACAGCCAGUGCUGCCUCACAGGCCAUCCAGCAGACACUAGGUGGUGCCUCAACUUCAUCAGCAUUCCUUUGUGAAAAUGGCAGCACUUCAUCGGCAGCUUUUGCAACAACCAGUCAGGUUUCAGUUAAAACUGACAGUGCCUCAUCUUCCAAAGUGGUCUCGGACAUCUCUCACCUUGUAAGGAAAAAGAGGAAACCAGAGGAGGAGAGCCCAGUAAAGGACACUGAUGCUAAACAAGCGAAACAGGAAGCCACAGUUAAUGGCAGCGGUGACUCUAGUGCCAGCAACGGCAAUGGAGUCCAGGAGGGAAAAUCACAGGAGUCUGCCACCCAGUCUGCAUCUGUCGAGUCCCCGGCGUGACUGUCUUCACCUUUUUCCUGAUUUCAGAAACCAGCACAGCAUGCCUGUCCAGCCCCUGUCCACCUUUCAGCACUCUUGUCUCUGUAAAUAAUAUCCAUUUUCGUAGAUUUGUCUGUCAAGUUUUUCUAUACUUGUAGUAAAAGGAAAAAAAUUAAAAGAAUCUGCAGAUGUAA